AUGGAGGGUACUGAGCAAUUACACGAAGUUUCUCAUCUGGGGAGCGGUGUGGACCAUCGGGCUGAUUUCGCCAAGGAGACUGUCAUCGAUGACUCCAUGGUAGGAUACAAUACGCUGCUGGACAGAGGAUCUGCCAAUGGCUCGCUGCCUCAGACAGAUGCAUCUGAUCGGGGAAACCGGAACCAUGCCAUCCCCGACCCGGCUGUUGGCAUGGCCUUUGACUCCGAGAGGGCUGCCUUUGAGUACUACAACCAAUAUGCGAGGAAGGUCGGGUUCAGCGUCCGGUGGGACUGCAAGACUGUGAGCAGGAAGACGGGCUUGACGAUUGCAAGGCUGUUCGUGUGCAGCAAGCAGGGCUACCGUGGAGACGGGAAGAUCCGGGACCUGUUCGCCAAGUACCACCGGGAGGACACGAGGUGUGGCUGCCCGGCCUUCAUGAAGAUCAAGCUGGCGGCCGAUGACAGAUUCCACAUCUCCGACUGCAACACGGCCCACAAUCACGAGCUCGCCACCCCGCACUACGUGCACAUGCUGCGGUCGCAGAGGCCCCGGUUGGGCAGUGGUGGCGCCCAGGGCUCAGCAUCUGGAAAGAGGAAGAGGAGGAAGAAGGACCCAGUGGCGGGGGCAGCAGACGAUGGCGGCGGCGACAGCGAGGGGUUGGGGAUGGAGGCGGCAGCCAUGUCCCAGAGCAUGAGCCAGCAGGCGGUGGACAGCAAUGAUGAUGGGAUGAUGCAGCAGCUGCAGGUGGACUGCCGGAAUUACUUGCCGACAAGGAGGAUGACGGGGCUGCAGAAGUUUGACGGCCAUGGGCUGCUGGAGUACUUCAGGAACAAGCAGGCGCAGGACCCGUUUCUGUUCUAUUCGUUCCAGUUUGACGUGGAGGAGCAGAUCACUAACAUCUUCUGGGCUGAUCGGAGGAUGAGGGUUGACUUCAACCAUUUUGGGGACGUCAUCUGCUUCGACACCACCUACAAGAUGAACGACUACGGGCGGCCGCUGGCGCUGUUCCUGGGGGUCAACCACCACAAGCAGCUGACCGUCUUCGGGGUCGCCCUGCUGUACGACGAGACCGUUGACUCCUUCAGGUGGGUCUUCAGGACCCUGCUGGAGGCCAUGGGGGGGAGGAUGCCGGUCACCCUCCUCACCGACGAGGGUGAGGCAAUCGCGGCCGCGGCGGCGGCGGAGCUCCCCUACGCCGCCCACCGGCUCUGUGUGUGGCACCUCUAUCAGUGGGCGCUGAAGAACCUGGGCCACAUCUUCAGCGGCGCCAAGAGCUUCGACGACGACCUCGGCAAGUGCCUGUUCGACUGCGAGCUGGAGGCGGACUUGUUCGAGGCCUGGAAUGCCAUGCUGGUGAAGUACUCCCUCUUUGAGAACGCCUGGUUGCAGCAGAAGUUCGACGAGCGGGAGCGGUGGGCGGCGGCAUACGGGCGGAGCACCUUCUGCGCCGACAUCCGGAGCUCGCAGCGGGCCGAGUCGUUGACCAGGGAGCUCCGGAGCUGCCUCCAACUCCCCGGCGGUGGCGGCGGCGGCGGUGACGGCGGCGUCCUCCGCUUCUUCGCCCGCUUCGAGCGAUUCCUGGAGGGUAAGCGCCGCCAGGAGCUGGAGGCGAACUUCAGGAUGACGCAGAGUCAACCCUACGUGCCUCCGGUGAGCAUCAUCAAGCACGCCGCCCGGGUCUACACCUCCUCCGUCUUUUACAUGUUCAUGGCGGAGUACGUCGUCGGGCUGGAGUGCCUCAUCAAGAACGAGGAAGUCAACGGGCAGGUCAGGGUUCUGACCGUGGAGGACGGGCGGCGCCACGAGUACCUGGUGCGGGUUGACUUGCACGAGCAGGUCUUCGGUUGCAGCUGCCAGAGGUUCGAGUUCGCCGGCGUCCUCUGCGGGCACGUUCUGGCUUGCAUCACCGACGACUUGAGGGUCAUCCCCGAUCGGUACGUGCUCAAGCGGUGGACCCGGGCCGCCGGCGGCGCCGGCGAGCCGCCCUCCGGCGAGACCACUCCGCCCCCUCCUCAUCUCCAUUCCCGGCGGUACGAUCUCCUCGUCCGGGGCUUCGUCCCCGCCCUGUUGAAGGCCGCCGGUGACGAGGACCUGUACAACUGCGCCGUGAGGCACCGGCUGGCGAUGGAGGAGGAGAUGGGUAGGAUCGCUGGAGAGAAGGCCCCCUCCUCUGCUUCUGCUUCUGCUGCUGCCGCCGCCCCCGCUCCGGGGAGCAGCCUCUACGUGGAGCCCCAGCCAAGGAACAUAGCCGGCGAGAUCUCCGGCGAAGGCAGCGAGCAGGCCAUCUGGGUCGUCUGA
Molecule: messenger RNA, 2298 nt
Organism: Spirodela intermedia
Lineage: Eukaryota; Viridiplantae; Streptophyta; Magnoliopsida; Alismatales; Araceae
Source: the annotation of a GenBank genome assembly